AUGACCCAAGUCGGUCUAGGUAGCUCUCGAGCUCCAGAAAAGUCGAAGACCCUGACAACAACAGUAGCAGCUGAGAUGAAAAAGAUCUCGGAAUCCUCAACUACGACGGCAUCGUUGAUCACCGAAGCCACCUUCUUCAGGGUCCAAACAGACGUUCCUUCAGGUUCGACGACUGUGGGCUCUUCGUCUACCGCACCCGCCGAGGACUUCCACUAUCACAACGGCUGCUCUCGGGCCUUGCGUUGUCUCGGUCAUUCAACUUCAAAGGAGGCCUUCACCUUGGCCAGACCGAAG
Iphiclides podalirius (scarce swallowtail) is the source of this 294-nucleotide messenger RNA. The record is from the annotation of a GenBank genome assembly. Lineage: Eukaryota; Metazoa; Arthropoda; Insecta; Lepidoptera; Papilionidae.